GCAUUUCGCCCCUCUUGGCCCUCGGAUAACUCUGCGUUGUGUCUAGUAUAUCUUCUCGUGUACCUUACGGUUGGCAAUUCAGAUCAUUAAAUAUUUUCAUCCUCUCGAGGCAUUUCAUAUACAUAUACUAUAAUCAACAUGACGAGGCAAUUGGCUCCCGGUGCUCGGUUGCAGGGCAAAGUGGCUAUUGUUACUGGCGGUGGUUCGGGUUUUGGUGCGGCGAUUGCCCGUCGAUUCGGCGAGGAGGGGGCUAAGGUGAUUGUUACUGAUAUCAAUGCCGAGGGAGGACAGAAGGUCGCCGCUCAGAAUCCGGAGAAUCUGGUCUUUCAACAGAUGGAUGUCACCAAGGCGGAGGAUUGGACGACCGUCAUGGAUUUGGCGUUUUCGAAAUUCGGAAGACUGGAUAUCCUGGUGAACAAUGCCGGGAUAACGUAUCGGAACAAGCCAACGGACGAAGUCACCGAAGAAGAAUGGGAGCGCGUCUUCAACGUGAAUGUGAAAGGAAUCUUCCUGGGCUCGCAGGCCUUGGUGACUCGUUUAAUGCAACAGGGUCAGGGCGGUUCGAUGAUCAAUAUUUCGUCUACUGGUGCAUCGCGGCCACGGCCAGGGUUGGUCUGGUAUAAUGCCUCUAAGGGGGCGGUUUCGAAUGCUACGAAAGGUCUCGCAGCCGAGUAUGGUCCUCACAACAUCCGCGUCAAUACCGUUAGCCCCCUUCUAUCAGGAACAGGCCUGUUUUCCAUGUUCACCGGCAUGCCUGAUACGCCUGAAAACCGGGAGAAGUUCAUCGGAAAUGUGCCGCUGGGCCGAUUGACAGAUCCUGAUGAUGUUGCAAACAUGUGUCUAUACUUGGCUAGCGAUGAGGGCAGUUUCAUAAACGGAGCAGAGAUGAUUGUCGAUGGAGGGAAGUGUAUCUAGUUAGGACCUCCAUCCUCUGUUCUUAUCUCAGUGAACAGUUAUUCCUGGGCACUCAACCCUAGGAUAUACAUGUUGAAACGUGU
Messenger RNA from Aspergillus pseudonomiae, 998 nucleotides. RefSeq names its product SDR family oxidoreductase. The record is from RefSeq and is a predicted model, not a curated record. The transcript has 4 exons. Lineage: Eukaryota; Fungi; Ascomycota; Eurotiomycetes; Eurotiales; Aspergillaceae. The coding region runs from base 139 to 915 and encodes 258 amino acids.